Camelina sativa (false flax) is the source of this 987-nucleotide messenger RNA. The record is from RefSeq and is a predicted model, not a curated record. NCBI's taxonomy places the organism in Eukaryota, Viridiplantae, Streptophyta, Magnoliopsida, Brassicales, Brassicaceae.
GUCACUAACCUUUUCAAAUGGCAUCAUCAUCAUCAUCUUCUUCUUCUACAGUCAAAUUCAUAGAAAAAGCCUUCCUUGCCACCGGUUCCUUUGCUCUAUCUUACACCGACCCUGAUCAGAAAUGGCUAAUCAGAAAGCAUCUAACUUCAUUCCUCCAAGACUAUCCAAACUGGGAGCUUUCAACUGAUACUUUCAAUCACAACAACGGAGCCAGAGUGUUUAUAAACCCUGAUUUGACCACUACACAACUCCCAACCGUGCAAUUAACCAUUUGGAUUCACGAAAACUACCCAAUAACGCCUCCUCUAGUGUUUAUAAACCCUGAUUUGACCACUACACAACUCCCAACCGUGCAAUUAACCAUUUGGAUUCACGAAAACUACCCAAUAACGCCUCCUCUAGUGUUUAUAAACCCUGAUUUGACCACUACACAACUCCCAACCGUGCAAUUAACCAUUUGGAUUCACGAAAACUACCCAAUAACGCCUCCUCUAGUGUUUAUAAACCCUGAUUUGACCACUACACAACUCCCAACCGUGCAAUUAACCAUUUGGAUUCACGAAAACUACCCAAUAACGCCUCCUCUAGUGUUUAUAAACCCUGAUUUGAUUCCAAUUCGCACCAACAACCCAUUCGUCAGUUCUUCAGGAUUCACAAACUCUAGAUACAUCGAUAUAUGGGAAUACCCACGAUGAAAUUUACUCAAUUUCAUUCGUAACCUCAAGAAAGUUCUCGCUAACAAUCACCCUUUUGUACUCACUGAUUCAAUCCCUACCCGGAACCUAUAGAUUUCGAGAACCGAAGAUUUAGAUCGAUUAGCCACGAGUCUCCACUACGACGUUCUAACAAUCAUGGAGAGAUCAGAGGAAGAGAUUGAAAAUGAGUGCUGAUUUGUUUCGAUGAAAGCUUCCAUCGCCGAUCAAUCCUGGUUUUUGGGUAUUAUCGGAGCAACGACAAUUAGAGAGAGGAGGAAGAAGAAGAGAGAUA